Oncorhynchus mykiss (rainbow trout) is the source of this 2456-nucleotide messenger RNA. RefSeq names its product C-type lectin domain family 4 member M. The record is from RefSeq and is a predicted model, not a curated record. NCBI's taxonomy places the organism in Eukaryota, Metazoa, Chordata, Actinopteri, Salmoniformes, Salmonidae.
ACGCACGUUAUGUCAAAUAGGAGAGAUUUAUGAAAAUGUUUUAUUGUAAAAAGUUUCAUUUGUUUAAUUCUUCUAUUUGAAAAUGUAUUUAGACGUCUUGUUUUUGACCCAGAUCAAUUAACAUAGUAAACAGCAUCAUCUUAGUUAAUUUAUUAAUUUACUAGACCUACUGUUGACCAAUAAUAACUUGUGUUUGGGUUGACAAAUCACUUAUAUUAUUAGGCCAAAAAAACAUGAAUGAGAGCUAGAAAUAAUGUACGGAACAGAAUGAACAAGGAAUGAAGAGGACGAUAAACACAACUGUCUGGUCCACAAGGCUGAAUCUCAAAUGGCAUCCUAUUCCCUAUGUAGUGCAGAUAAAGAGAAUAUGGUGCCAUUUGUUUCACAUCGCAAUAGUCUCCUUCUUAUUGGUGGAUAGAGACUUGACACAUUAUAACACCUAGAGCCUUCUUAUUGGUGGAUAGAGACUUGAAACAUCCUGUCACCAGCUGUGGGCCACAGACAGAGAACAGAGAAGUACAGGAUUUAGACACAUUAGACCAACUACUGAGUCAGUUAGAAAGUUAAUCAUACAGUAGAUGUUACCAUUAGGAGUCAGUUAGAAAGGUAAUCAUACAGUAGAUAUUACCAUUAGGAGUCAGUUAGAAAGGUAAUCAUACAGUAAGUUAAUACAGUAAGUAAAAGUAACUUAGAAUCAUAGAUAUUACAAUAAGAUGUCAGACAGACUUAAUUAGUUGAUUUAUUGAUUGAUUGGUGUAAUCAUUGAUAUCCGGUACGGUUAGUUAAGAUGGCCGAGUACGUCAACAAACAGGUGAUUGAAUUCAACAAAGUUUCUGAAGAAAACCGGAACAGAUUAACGAGGAGCGUGAAGACUGAGACCCAUCUCUCAGAUGGAAGACUAAGAAUCUACAGGCUGGCUGCUGUGUGUUUUGGAGUGCUGUGUGUUCUACAAGUCACUCUCAACAUCUCCCUGAGACUGGAUUUCUUCCACUCCAACAGAGAGAGAGAGCAGUUAAACGGCUGUUACAACACCACUAUGAUGGAUCUGUGUACAGAGAGAGACCAGUGCCGGAUGAACAGAAACCAGCUAGAGAGGGAGAGAGACAAAGUGAAAAUGGACAAAAAACAGUUACUGGAGCGUUACACUGCCCUGGCUACAGAACGGGACAGGUUGAGAAACAGGGUCAGUCUUCUGACCAAUGAGAAGGUGGUGCUCUCUAGCUGUGGUACUGGAAGAGUGGUGGAAGGGAGUGGCAUGGCAGUCCAAACGAUGAGGACUGUGUUAAAGUGUCCUAAAGGAUGGAGGAUGUUGGGAUCCAGCUGUUACUUCUUGUCUACUGAGAGGAAAACCUGGGAGGAGAGCAAAAUGGAUUGUUUGGCGAGAGGAGCAGACCUGGUGAUCAUAAACAGCAGACAGGAACAGAAGUUGUUGUACCAGCUGGAUGGUGAUGCAGAUCUCCUGGUCUGGAUUGGUCUGACUGACUCCGUUAAUGAGGGGUCCUGGAAGUGGGUGGACGGCACACCACUGACCACAUCGUACUGGAAGACUGGUAAGCCGGACCAUGGUGGUACCAACAACAAGGAUUGUGUCGAGGUCAACCAUCGGGACAACGUUUUGGCCAACUGGAACGAUGCACCAUGCAACCACACGCUGCAUUGGAUCUGUGAAAAAUUACAGAAAUAGCUACAUAUAGGUCAAAUCCACAUCUUGUUUAGAUGUGUUUAUUUUAUUGUUGCACAUUAACAUUUUCCCUAGGAUUGUGUAAUUAACUGAGCACAUGCAUUUGCAUGGUACAUGGUAUUAUCUUUCUGUCUUUCAGCUGUAAUUCAUUUUUGGCAAUAUAUUAUUGGCAGACUUUUGGAUCAGUCACAAUACUGUAUUGUUUUCAGCUUUGUCCUUUUCCCUCUAAACAGUUUAUCCAUAUUACUUCUAUGAAAUGGUAUUGUACCAUCUAAUCCGCUGUGAGAUAUAUUUUCAUCUGAUUCAAUCUGGUGUCCAAAACCGAAAGUAAAAGACCAUAAGACAGAUCUACCGCUUCCUAGACCGCUUAUGUUGCUUAUGCCUGGAAUCGGCCCGACACACACAAACACAUGUACGCACGCAUUUAAACCUCAGUAAAGUUUCAGUUUUAUAGCAGCAUCUAUGCCAGGGUUGCCCAAUCAUUUUCCUGAAGAGCCUUCAAACUCAACUCUGGAUGUCGAAGCCAGUUCCACUGCAAGUUUUUUAUUGUUCCCUUAUAAUUAGGGACUGAUUUAGACCUGGCACACCAGGUGGGUGCAAUUAAUUAUCAGGUAGAAAAGAAAACCAGCAGACUCUGGAUCUCGUAAGGGUAAGAAUUGAAUACCCCUGCUGUGGAGCAGAGCUCUCCAACCCUAAUCCUGUAGAAGUACCGUCCUGUAGGUUCACACUCCAACCCUGUUCCCGGAGAGCUACUGUCCUGUAGGUUCUCACUUCA